UAUUUAUUUUAUGUUUGUGAUUGAAAGCAAAAAAAUAACUAUUACCUGUGAAUAGGAAAAAUGUAUCAACCCAAUCAAAAUUAUGUACGUAAAUUUGUACCGAAACAACAAUCACAACCACAACUAAAUCAACAAGCACAGAUGCCAUUUAAUCCUUUUUAUAAUCAACAAGAACAAGUGUCGGGACCAGCAUCACCGAUGUCGAAACCGGCAACAGUACCAUCACCAAUGACAUUAUCACAAACACAAAUGACAUCACCUAAUGUGGUAUCCAACGAUUCAACGAUGAUACAACAACAAUUUGAUUUUAUUAAUUUGCGACUAGAACGUUUGGAACAGAUUGUUUCACAGCAACAGAUAAUGAUUAUGUUACAGCAACAACUUCAACCGGAAAUUUUGCAUACAACUACCGAAAAACAAUCGCAACAACAACAGCCACAACAGCAACAACCGCAACAACAACAACAACCUCAACAGCAGCAGCAACAAGUGCCACAACAAUCAUCUAAACUGAAUCAUGUUACAACAAUGGAUAACAGAGAACAAAAUCAAGCUAAAUUAAAUCAAUCAUUAAAUCAUUUAUGUGAAUUAUUUGAAAAAUUUUUCACUCAUCAAUUGGAACAACGCAAAGGACUUCCAUCGCAUACGGUAGUGUCACCUGGAAAUGAAAAUGCUAACCAAAAUAAUGAUGAUAAAAAACAGCCACAACAAUUGCCACAACAACAACCACAACGAAUAUUGACCGGUAAUGAAAAUGUUGUUACUGGUGGUGAAGAUGGUUUGGAUUUAAAGAAAUUCGCCAAACGUGAAACAAAAUCAGCGGAUCGACAAAAACAGAAAAGUAUUAGUCGAAUGCGUAUACAUCCGAAAGAAUCACCACAGCAGGUUAAACUUUAUCAACCACCACGACGAGAUUCAUUAACAAAAAAUAUUGUUGAAAAAGUAAAACGUAUUCCAUCGGAUGCACCAACAGCAUUAAUUGCUCCUACCGAUUAUGAACAUAUUUAUUCAGUCAAGAAUACAAAAGCACGUUAUCAUGAGGAUGAACAGCAUCGAUUAGCACAGAUAAAACAUGAUCACCCGAAUAAAAAAUAAUAUUGUUAAAAUGAAUCUUUAGACGAUAACGAAACAAAAACAAAAAAUAAAAUUUU
This is a messenger RNA of Dermatophagoides pteronyssinus (European house dust mite), 1151 nucleotides long. RefSeq lists its product as uncharacterized. The record is from RefSeq and is a predicted model, not a curated record. NCBI's taxonomy places the organism in Eukaryota, Metazoa, Arthropoda, Arachnida, Sarcoptiformes, Pyroglyphidae.